Messenger RNA from Dovyalis caffra, 228 nucleotides. Lineage: Eukaryota; Viridiplantae; Streptophyta; Magnoliopsida; Malpighiales; Salicaceae. The record is from the annotation of a GenBank genome assembly.
GCGCGUGCGAGGCUAAGGCGAUGGUUGGUAGGCACUAACGUUGGUUGGCCUAGGCACCGGCUGGUAGGUGCACGUAAGGCUAGGACAUUGGCAAGCGUACACGCUGCAGAAGCCUACCGCCCAUGGUGUGCUACGUGGGGAGAGGCUCGUACGCUAGGUUGGUGCACGCUAACAUUGACAAAGUUAUGCGCCGGGGUGAGGGAUGUUGCUGCUUGUGUGUGUGGGUGA